AAUUUACCAAACAAGCCUCCCCUGUGGUCCUCUGGGAGGAACGGUAUGUCCGGUUUGUGAGAGAAACAUUCGAAGGUUCUGUCAUCGCGGCUUCCAGUCUUGGUCGGCCAUAGGUAGAACAGAAAAGUACAGACCACAGCACAGACGACCUCGUGUCAUCAUGAACCGCAUAAUGUUCCUGGCGAUUCUCCUCGUCACCCUGGGGUCGAGUUCUGGGAGAAGGGCUGGCUCCCCUGGGAGCGAGCGCAGACGCGGCUGUAAGGAGGGCCGUGCGCGGAAGGUGUUCAACAUGGUGUUGGAAGUGUGUGAUGGCAAGGACUGGAUACCCAUAGCGGCGGAUAUACAGGAGAUGGAAAACAGCUUGAAGAAACUGAACAAGGAUGUUCGCGAGUUGGAGAUGGGCCUGGUACAGAACCCUCCCCGGGGCUGUAGUGACGUGCGCACACGGUACCUGCAGCACACGGGAGAGGUACCGGAGGAGGGAUACUAUCACGUCAGACCCAACACCGACAUGUACAAGGUUUACUGCGAAUUCCCGGAGUCGGGGGCGAGCUGGACGCGCGUGGGAUUGUGGGACCAGUCCUGGGAGUACGACGGCGAGAAGGAGAACCUGACCGUGAGCCUCCUGUCCGACAGGGACCACAAGAUGAUCAGAGAGUCCAAAUUCAGCAAGGUCUCCGUCAACUGCGACAUAUCCCUCAGCUUCAAGGCGGACGGAGUAAACAACCCCACCACGCUGACGGCUUUGGAACUGCAGCGCAAAGAUAACGAGUCACGUAGCGUCAACGUCACCAUUCCAGCGGGAGACAGGGAGAGCUACACAAGGGUUCGUCUAAUGCGGGGCUCCUGUACGAAAUUCAUUUGUCAGGAGAAGAUAGGCCAGCCUACCCAGUGUGGAGAGGGUAGUCUCCCGGCCGCGGGCUCCACUUCUCCCGACCUCCUCCUGACCCACCUCCAGUUCUUACCGGAGGGCAGGCGUCGGAGCUCAUUCUCCUUACAUGGGACGUUUUAUUACGCCUUGUUUGAGUGAUUCACGUUUUAUGUAACGACUGGUGUAGAAAGCUGGUUGGCUCAAUCCGCUAUACAUGUAGUAUAUUGAAGUAGAAAGCCAGACAACACAAUGUCAUUGUUGAAAAGUUGAAUGUCAUCAGUGUAAGAUGUACCCACAUCACUCUGGGAUGCUACAAUGAUAUGCAGUAGCAAUUG
Branchiostoma belcheri (Belcher's lancelet) is the source of this 1206-nucleotide messenger RNA. RefSeq lists its product as uncharacterized. The transcript is spliced from 8 exons. The record is from RefSeq and is a predicted model, not a curated record. The coding region runs from base 161 to 1030 and encodes 289 amino acids. Lineage: Eukaryota; Metazoa; Chordata; Leptocardii; Amphioxiformes; Branchiostomatidae.